AUGGACAGAGCGUACAGCCAGACUACCAAGCAGGUCCUCGAGCACUUUCGGGUAGACCAGAGCGUAGGCUUGUCUGCCGCCCAAGUGGAGGCCAACGCCAACCAGUACGGCCGCAAUGGUAAGCAAGAUGCGCUUUGGGAGCCUGACGAUGCGAGAUUGACGUGUCUGUCUCCCUGUGCAGAACUGCCGAGCGAUCCACCAACACCACUGAUAGCGCUCAUCUUGGAGCAGUUCAAAGAUCAGCUCGUCAUCAUCUUGCUCAUCUCUGCCGUCAUCAGCUUUGUGCUAGCGCUUCUUGAGGAAGGCGACAAGGCAACCGCCUUUGUCGAGCCGAUCGUCAUCCUCUUGAUCCUCAUCGCCAAUGCUGUCGUCGGUGUUGUUCAGGAGAGCAACGCAGAGCAAGCUAUCGAGGCCCUCAUGGAGUUCUCGCCGGACGAGGCAAAGGUGCUCAGAGAUGGCAAGCCUGUCAAAGUCCAUGCCACCGAGCUUGUGCCGGGAGACAUCAUCUCUGUUGCCGUGGGUGAUAAGAUUCCUGCCGAUGCGCGCGUCUUGUCCGUUGCUUCGGCCAGUUUUACCAUAGAUCAAGCCAUUCUCACCGGCGAAUCUGUCAGCGUAAGCAAGACAAACGAUGUCGUCAAGAUGGACAGCGCAGUCAAGCAGGAUAUGAUCAAUAUGCUCUUCUCAGGCACGACUGUCGUCUCUGGCAACGCAAAAGCAGUAGUCACUUCGACCGGACAGCGCACUGCGAUUGGCGACAUUCACAAAGCCAUCACGACUCAGAUCUCGGAAAAGACGCCGUUGAAGCAAAAGGUCGACGACUUUGGCGAGGCACUUGCAAAGGUCAUCUCUGUCGUCUGUAUACUCGUCUGGCUCGUCAAUAUUCGCAACUUCGGAGAUCCCAGUCAUCAUGGCUACCUAAAGGGGGCUAUCUACUAUUUUAAGAUUGCUGUGGCGCUAGCAGUCGCAGCUAUUCCUGAAGGACUGCCGGUUGUCAUCACGACCUGUCUAGCUCUUGGCACAAAGAAGAUGGCAAAGAAAAACGCCAUCGUGCGCAGCCUGCCGAGCGUAGAGACUCUCGGCUGCACGCAGGUCAUCUGUGCAGACAAGACCGGCACGCUCACAACCAAUCAGAUGAGUGUCGCCCGUCUCGUUGUCGCCUCCGCUAGCGGUCUGGAUGACUAUAGCGUCGAAGGCUCAACUUUUGCACCAGUUGGCCGCGUGCUGAAUGCGUCUGGCCAAGCCGUCACUGCUGCGCAUAACCAAGGCCUGGCCCGGCUAGGCCAGAUUGCAUGCGUCUGCAAUGACGCUAAGAUCUCAUACAAUGAAGACACGAAUGCGCAUGGCAACGUCGGCGAGCCAACAGAAGCCGCGCUUAAGACGCUAGCAGAGAAACUCGGCACCACUGACGCUGGCUUCAAUACAAGCAUAUAUUCGCUGGCGCCGAGUCAGCGCAAUAACGCCGUUAGCAACGAACUUGAUGCGCAAUUCAGUCGCUUGCUCACCUUUGAAUUUUCUCGCGAUCGCAAAUCGAUGUCUGUGCUCACGCAAGAGCGUGGCGCCAACGGCAAAGCAGCUCUGUUUGUCAAAGGCGCACCGGAAGCAAUCCUCGAGCGGUGCAAGUCUGUCCAAGCCGGUCUUGGCUCGUCUGCUCCGCUGUCGGCCAGCGUGCGUACCGAGCUCCUGGCUAAAAUCGCCGAGUUCAGCACUCAAGGACUACGCUGUCUUGCUCUGGCGCUGCACGACGAUGUCGAUGCAGAUGCCUCGCACUACAAAACAUCCUCGGCUGCAGACUAUGUCAAAUUUGAGCAAGAUCUGACGUUGGUGGGCAUCGUCGGGAUGCUCGAUCCGCCUCGGCCAGAGGUACGAGGUGCAAUCGCCAAGUGCCGUAGCGCGGGUAUCCGUAUCAUCGUCAUCACAGGCGACAACAAGAACACUGCAGAGACAAUAUGUCGACAGAUCGGCGUCUUUGGCUCGAGCGAAAAUUUGACUGGGAAGAGCUUCACCGGUCAAGAAUUUGACGCUCUCACCGACAAGCAAAAAGUCACUGCAGUAUUGGAAGCAAGCCUCUUUUCGAGGACAGAGCCUGGGCAUAAGUCUCAGCUCGUCGAGCUCCUCCAGGCGCAAGGUCUGGUCGUCGCAAUGACCGGAGACGGCGUCAACGAUGCACCAGCACUGAAGCGAGCCAACAUCGGCAUCGCUAUGGGUACAGGACAAGAUGUAGCGAAACAAGCCGCCGAUAUGGUCUUGGCAGAUUCCAAUUUUGCCUCCAUCGAGGCGGCUGUCGAGGAAGGCAGAUCGAUCUAUGAAAACACAAAGCAAUUUAUCCGAUAUUUGAUAUCAUCUAACAUUGGCGAGGUUGUGUCGAUCUUCCUCACAGUCUUGCUUGGCAUGCCAGAAGCACUCAUUCCGGUUCAGCUUUUGUGGGUCAACCUGGUUACCGACGGUCUUCCUGCGACUGCUCUGGGCUUCAAUCCGGCUGACCACACCAUUAUGAGGCGGCCGCCCCGUGACGCGAAAGAGGCACUUGUCGGUCCCUGGCUGUUUUUGCGGUACAUGGUCGUCGGCACUUAUGUCGGCAUCGCGACUGUGGCCGGCUAUGCUUGGUGGUACAUGUACUACUCAGCUGGCCCGCAAAUCAGCUUUUAUCAGCUUACUCACUUUCAUUCGUGCUCGUCUCUGUUUCCAGAAGUCGGCUGCGAGAUCUUCCUCGGCGAUUCGGCGAAGCGUGCAACAACGAUAUCGCUUUCGAUUCUUGUCACCAUUGAGAUGGCCAACGCACUCAAUUCUCUGUCGGAGAAUGAAUCGCUCUUGACAUUGCCACCGUGGGCGAACCUGUACCUCUGUGGAGCUAUUUGCCUGAGCAUGGCGCUUCAUUUCAUGAUUCUCUACGUUCCUUUCUUCGCUGAUCUCUUUGUGAUUGUGCCCCUCAACUGGGCAGAAUGGAAAGCCGUCCUCGCAUUCAGCUUGCCGGUCAUUGUCAUCGAUGAGGUUUUUAAAUUCAUCGGCGUCAACUUCAUUGGUAGCUAG
Mixia osmundae IAM 14324 is the source of this 3027-nucleotide messenger RNA. RefSeq lists its product as uncharacterized. Gene Ontology annotation, molecular function: P-type calcium transporter activity; ATP hydrolysis activity; ATP binding. NCBI's taxonomy places the organism in Eukaryota, Fungi, Basidiomycota, Mixiomycetes, Mixiales, Mixiaceae. The coding region runs from base 1 to 3027 and encodes 1008 amino acids. Gene Ontology annotation, biological process: calcium ion transmembrane transport; intracellular calcium ion homeostasis. The record is from RefSeq and is a predicted model, not a curated record. Gene Ontology annotation, cellular component: membrane. The transcript has 6 exons.